UAGGUGCACUUCAAUUUGUUCCUCGUGUUGCAGUGUCUAAGUUGGGCAGGGUAUAAGAUAAACCAAAUUAAACACAUAAUACACCCAAAAAAAUGUUGACAUUUGAACGUUAAACACCACAUAGAUCAUGCAGGGAGACAGAUCGGUAAAAAGGACGAGCUGAGUCGGCCUGGGUUGUUGACAUUUAUGGGUAUUUAUGUAAUUCAGCAUUAAGCCCAGUCACGUGAUCAUUGAUAUCAUCCUCGUUUUGGUAUCUAUCAUCAUCUUCCCGCUCGUCUUUUUAAAUUUUACUUAAAAAAAAAAAAAGGGUCCAAAAUCCGAACUCCUGAGUUUCAAAUUCAUGCUUUAUCAGUUGAAAACUUCAGUCUACUUGCAACUUGUAACUGUCAAAUCUUCUCCAAUCAUUACAUUUCCUCAUUAAUUUCCCAGGAACUGAUCUUCCUUUGUGAGAAAAAUUGACAAAUGGAGGGCGACCUCUUGGAGAUCUCUGAGGAAGACAACGAUUCCUUGCUUUUACAGCACCAGCAAAUCCAAACCGAUGUCGUUUCCAGCUUUGACCCUUCCUUUUUCUCUUGCUCCCCUCUCCAUUUCCCUAUAUCCAAUCCCACAGAUGUGAAAGCGCGAUGCCCUACCUUUUCUUCCAAUAUUAACAAAGAGAAUAUCAGCAAUACUGAGACUAAAUCUGAGCUUCCAAAGCUAAGUUUGGAGCCGCAUCAAAUGAAGAGGAAAAAGAAAGUUGGAGGUUAUAAUUUGAGAAAAAGUUUAGCUUGGGACCGCGCUUUCUUCACUGAAGAAGGUGUUUUGAAUUCAACAGAAUUAUCUUUGAUUAGUGGGAAUUCCAGUAAGUUGAGUGGUGAGAAAUUGUUGACUAUAGAGGAAGAGCCGGGAGAAUCAUUAUCCGGUGAUUCAUCUGAUUUGCAGGCACUUGAGAGUAAUUUGUUUAAAGAGUUGCCAUUAAAUAGUAGUAAUGCGAAAGAGGCAAAAAAGAUUGGUAUUAGUAGCCUCAGGCAGAAGAGUUCUGGUUCAGCCUCUCGUUUCAUGGUUGGUUAGAUAUUCUCCAAUGCA
Gossypium arboreum is the source of this 1065-nucleotide messenger RNA. RefSeq lists its product as uncharacterized. Gene Ontology annotation, molecular function: microtubule binding. The coding region runs from base 463 to 1050 and encodes 195 amino acids. NCBI's taxonomy places the organism in Eukaryota, Viridiplantae, Streptophyta, Magnoliopsida, Malvales, Malvaceae. The record is from RefSeq and is a predicted model, not a curated record. The transcript has 3 exons.